AAGUUUUGACUUACAACUUGGCUGUCAACUAGAGAUAAUGAGCUCCAAGUUUAAUACAAUUUAUUGAAAAAAAAGGAAUAAUGAAUAAUUUAAGGGUCGCGCUUGUGUACAGAGAUUAUUUCAUAUAGAGAUACAGAUAUACGUUGUUGGUGUUUCUUGUGUGGACACAAGUUGGCGAAUGUUGCAGGACUCGGCUGGCUCUCAGGGACUUGUGGGCACUCAGGAGAGGGGCGAGGGAGCUGACUAGGUGGCGCCAAAUCUAACGGGGUUUUGAAUAUGCUUGGAUCCGUUUGCUUGAGGUUUCGGUGGUGGACCUUUUUGGGUGAGGCCCAGGAAAAAGAAAGCACAGAAGACAGGAGCUGGGUCUCCUCUACACUAUUCUGCUAACAAUGAAGCAAACCCUGGGUUCCGACUGUAGAAAUGCCGCCGACGGUGUUGUGGCUGCCGUUUUGGGUCGUGCGCGUGGUCUGGUUGUGGUCGAAGUGGUCCGACUGGGUAAAGGUCGUGGCCAAGUGCGCUAAGCAUCAGAUUAUAUUCCUCGUCGCAGGCUUGGAUUGGGUCCCUCGAUCUCUCAUCCUGGAUAGAACAUUGGCCAGCUGUGUCCGAUGGAUUUCAGGCACAUGUUCAACAAUGAGGGUGAAGACUCAGAUGGGGGUAGCUCGGAGGAUUGUUGGGCACAUUAUUGUGGAAGCGACGAUGAUUAUGAUGACGAGGAGAGCCUUGAGGACCGACGAGAUCCCGAACCGAGAAAGAGGUAUGAAGCGGAUGCCGUUUACGACGAGGGGGCUGAUGGUGCCAAAGAUGUGGAAGGUGCAGGUCUCAGCUGGCAAGUCGUCGUGGAAGACUUCUUGGGUAGAGAGUUUGGUACAGAGGAGGAUGCCUAUGCUGCCUACAAGGAAUUUGCCAGAUUCAGGGGUUUUGGUGUUAGGAAGGAAGAUGUCGGGCGUGUUAAUGGGAUUUUGAUAAGAAGAGACUUUUUUUUGCCAUCGACAAGGUACUAGACAUCGUAAGCACUAUGAUCGACCUGAGCGAGUAAGGGAGGAGAGGCCUGAGAUUCGAACAGACUGUAAGGCCAAAUUGAAGAUUUACUACGAUAUGCAACAGAGCGUGUGGAAGGUAAGAACCAUCGUUGACGAACAUAACCAUGAGCUUGCCCCAGCAAUGUUUACAAAUCUCCUUCCUAGUCAUCGAAAGAUGAGCGAAGACGACAAGGCACAGGUGGAUAGUUUCAAGCAGUUUAGGAUUGCAACCUCGAAAAUAAUGGCUUACAUGGCAGGGCAAUCUGGUGGAUAUGGUAUGCUUCGAUUUAUAAAAUGAGAUUUGUACAAUUAUGUUCACGGACAACGGCUUGUGCGAAUAUCGGAUGGGGAUGCAGCAGCCAUUAUCAGUUACUUAGAGGGUAAGGCGAAUGCGGACAUGAUGACCUCGGCAUGCUACACACGGACCCCGGAUAAUCGACUGGGCAGCCUAUUUUGGGUUG
Messenger RNA from Arachis duranensis, 1480 nucleotides. RefSeq lists its product as uncharacterized. The record is from RefSeq and is a predicted model, not a curated record. The transcript is spliced from 2 exons. Bases 421 to 963 code for a protein of 180 amino acids. NCBI's taxonomy places the organism in Eukaryota, Viridiplantae, Streptophyta, Magnoliopsida, Fabales, Fabaceae.